Cylindrotheca closterium is the source of this 1791-nucleotide messenger RNA. The record is from the annotation of a GenBank genome assembly. NCBI's taxonomy places the organism in Eukaryota, Bacillariophyta, Bacillariophyceae, Bacillariales, Bacillariaceae.
AUGUCUUCUUAUCACUAUUAUGGAAACGAUGAAGGAGAAACGAUUCCAGGUGACGUGGAAGAAUUAGUCGUUCAUCCUGCCGUGCGAGAGAUUCCAUACAAAGCUUGUCACUGCUUCGAACAGCUGACACACGUCAAAUUCAAUAAGGGAGGGUCCUCUGUCAGAGCAAUCGGAAAGGAUGCCUUUCAUGGAUGCGUGAGCUUGUUGGACAUUGAAAUUCCUCCAUCUGUGACGAUCAUUGGAGAUUGGGCCUUUGCGGGUUGUCGGUCAUUGUCCAAAGUUCGUUUUGCGGAAGAUAAUAAUGGCUCAUCAUUAUUAUUAUUCUCAUUGACUACCAUUGGAGAGAUGGCGUUUGCCAGCUGUUCCUCAUUAAUCGAAAUCAACAUUCCCUCAAGCGUGGAGACCAUUCGAUCAGACGCCUUCCAUUCCUGCACACUCUUGGAAAGAGUAUUCUUUCAGGAGGGACUGAAAGAAAUUGAAAAAGGUGCAUUUACUGCGUGUGUCCAACUGGAAAAAGUGGAUAUUCCGAACUCUCUUGAAACCUUGGGCGGCUAUGCCUUCUAUAAAUGCAGCUCAUUGCAGGAAGUGAACUUUGGGGAAGCGAACUUGAGGGUGAUUGAAUACAGCGCUUUUGAGAGAUGUGUCAAAUUGCAAACGAUCCGUAUUCCUUCCACUGUGGAACGCCUGGAACCAAUGACAUUCAAGGACUGCGAUUCUUUGCGGGUUAUGCACUUUCAGAAUGGUCUCAAAUGUCUGGAAGAUCAAGCCUUUUACUCGUGUAAGAAUCUACAAGCAGUUGCACUGCCGGACUCGGUAGAAGAGAUUUAUAUGCGGGCAUUUGAAGAAUGUCCCAAGUUGGUGUCUGUGGAAUUGGGGGAUCAUCCUAGAACUGUAACGAUACAUGACGAGGCCUUUUCGGGAUGUGAAUCUUUAGCCAACAUUUGUCUUCCCCCGCCCUACGCAUCAUCACCAGCAGCCACGACAGCGACAGCGACAAUGACAACAAGUACACGUACCACAGGAGCUAUUAUUAGCGACAGCUUUCUAGGCUGCACAGCGCUGGAGAAUCAAUACGGCGAAACCUUCACCCGACUUGCCCUGAUGAAACGAUUCGAGCACUUUCCGAUACACAAGAAAUGCUACCAUGCCUCUGUUACAGCAACAGACGACCUUGCCAAAGAGAUUCUUAGAAUUGACUCGUCCAUCCAAUCAUCGUCGCAAGAAGGCGGCACUAACAUUACCCAUGCUCAUCGAUUGAUAGAUGAUUUUGGUAUGACGCCCUUUCACAUUUUGUUAUCAGCUGCAAAUUGCAGACUUGACCUUUUGCAAGUCCUGUUGGAUGCGUAUCCACCGAGUAUCCUUGGAUGGGAAGACGUGAACGGAAAGACUGCCAUCGAAUACUAUUGUCAACAAAGCUAUCAUAGGUCGGAAGAUUCACGAAAUAUGCUUCGGAUGGCUCUUCAUCGAUGGCUGGUAGACUCCAUAUCGAGUUGGAAAGGAUUGGAAGCAUGGAAAUUGGACAUGUCGAAUAGGGUGAAUGGUAUUGUUGCCGAGGAGGAAGUGACACAAAGACAAUAUUUGCUUCAAGGAGCAUCGGUGGCUCUGUCGCUCUAUGAGCGAAUGGAAGCUACAAGUUUGCUAGAGUUGUCUUUGUGGAAAAUGGAGUUGAACUUGUCUGCAUAUGGAACGGCAAUCGACAAAAAUAACAGAGAAGCAUAUCGGAUUCGAAGUGGUGCUUCGGUUAUCAUCCCAAAUGCAGUUGCAUUUCUUUAUGAAACCAAUCUGGCAUAG